Molecule: messenger RNA, 933 nt
Organism: Alternaria novae-zelandiae
Lineage: Eukaryota; Fungi; Ascomycota; Dothideomycetes; Pleosporales; Pleosporaceae
Exons: 1
Coding region: 1-933 (310 amino acids)
Source: RefSeq, a predicted model, not a curated record
AUGAACGACUAUUACACCUUUUUGACCACUCUCUACAUACCAUGUUCAGCAUUGAAACACCCGCCUCCGGGAGGAUGGCCGAACAUUACUGCAGAGGCGACAAAGAGUCUGGACAAAUCGCCUGUUGUCAUUGAGGUCAUGAAGCAUUUACCAUACAUCGAUGAGGCCGAGUCCGGUGAGAUGAUCACGAACAUUCACUACAAGAGCGAUGUGGUAGACUACUCCACAUACACAGCAGAGGACUUUGAGAAGUACGAUGUAUCGUAUGGAGAAGACGGGCUCAAAGUUUGCAUUGAAGAGAUGGAGGAGCGGAGGAGAGAAGAAGAAGAAGCAGAAGCAGAAGAGGAGGAGGAGGAGGAGGAGGAGGAGGAGGAGGAGGAUAAUAACGACACAACUGAGGAUGAAGAGAACAACAUCAACGAAGAUGAAGAGCACAGCGAAGACGAAGAAACCAAUAGCGCCGACGAGGAUGCACCGCACGACGAAGGUUACUCUUCCGACGAAGAAGAAGACUACGGCGACGACCCCGACUCCGUCGACAUAAAAGACAUCCUCCUCCUAUCCAUGGGCUACGAAUCCGGCGGACGGAUCCUCCUCCUCGACGUGCACAAAGGCAUCAUCCACGAAGACAUAGUCCGCUGCAACCUCGUCUCUGGCGUAUGGAUAGAAGACUUCUUCGACGAUAUGAAGGACAAGCUCCGAAGGCUGGAUUGCGUACCCGUAAGAGGCGAGUUCUACGAGGGCGUGCCUGAGGUGGAGGAUGUUGGACCGGUGCCUGAGACUGCGGAUGAGUCUUUGGAUGAACAUGACGAGGAGCAUGUGAAGGUGUACAAGAGGAUUUAUCGCAAGUUUGGGUGGCCGGGGAGGGAGUAUAGGAAGGAUGAGGCGAUGGACGCGGUGGAGAAGUAUCGGGUUAGUGCUUGGGGGUAUUGA